Brassica napus (rape) is the source of this 4166-nucleotide messenger RNA. RefSeq lists its product as uncharacterized. The coding region runs from base 2685 to 4166 and encodes 493 amino acids. The transcript has 2 exons. The record is from RefSeq and is a predicted model, not a curated record. NCBI's taxonomy places the organism in Eukaryota, Viridiplantae, Streptophyta, Magnoliopsida, Brassicales, Brassicaceae.
UAGCGGGUAUAUGAAGCAGAAGAAAAAUUAUGAGAUAAAAAUGGAAUUAGAUUCCAGUUGAGAAAUGCAUGGGACCAGUUUUUUUUUAGGCGGAAAAGACGAUAUAUUUCCCUAUUCGUGUAGUCAUCUUCGGUAUAGUAUUCAUCUAGAUUGCUCAUAUAUUCUUAAUUUGGCUUUUGAGGCACUCACAUGGUUAGCUUACAAAAAGGCAAAACAAAGUGAAAGGCAAUUAUAACCGAUAUGAUUGUACUUUGUUGUAGGAUAAAUGUCAUUAAGAUCCCGUACGGAAGAAUCACACUGCCUACUUUGCUCCUUCACCAUGUUGCCUAACUUUGGUUUUUCUAAUCCACAUACAUAAACCCUAGUUAAUCUCACAAUAGACUUGACGAGUCCCUAAAAUGCAUUCACCAGUGAGGAACACGUGGGAGCCAAAUAAGAUUGUUUUUUUUUCAGAAACCCAAGUUAGGUGAGCCACGCUAUGCUAGUAGAACUUUUGCAUCGGACAAGCUCUUCUUCCGAUGAGUCCAGAGCAGAUCGUAGGCUUCCAUGCACCAGCAAUCAUGGUACCUAGGCAGAAACGGUAUGAAGGUAUCCCGUAUCCACCUUUCAAGACAGAGCUCUAGAGAUUCCGGGGAGACUUUUUCCAAAAUAAUGUCUAGGCAAAGGAAGGCAAUGUCUUCUGAAGCUCCAGAUUUGUCAACUGUCACUUUUUUUGAUUGAUCCUGUGAGUGAGCAUUAUGUUCCAAGAUGAUGAAUUUGUGCUGUAGAGAAUCAGUUUACAUUUUGCUAGUUGAACAAGAAUGUAAUAUACAUGUUUGUUAUAACCCAUAUCUAUUUGUUUGCUGAUGUUCUAGGAUAUCUCAAGGAUACCAACUGAAGAUGUAAAUCAUUCUUUGGUUCCUCAGCCACAGCCUUUUAAAAGCUCAAAGAAAGGAGGUCAACCAAGUCCGGUUUCAGUUCUAGAAGCUCUGUGACACCUCCACAACUUAAAAUCUAUACGGUGAUAAAUCGAUGAAUGCCACAUGCUUUCUAUUAGGGGAUAUUAACAUAUCAAUAAACGAUAAACGAGUCGGUAUUAGAAUAGAAUAUAGAAUAUAAUAUUUCCAUUAUUGUAUCUUCCUCUUAUCAAUAGCAUUAGGAAAACGUGUAUGUACAACUUGAUAUUAUACAACUUCUCACUUUCUGACACCUCCACAAUCUUUCCGGUGAAGACAACCUCAUUUUCCUUCUUAUUCAUCGAUGGGAGAUCAAGACAUAUCCCGUGGUACAAGAAAAUGAAUACAGAAGAAUGACAAGAUAACUAAUGUUUGAUUUUUGUCUAGAAAAUUAGAACAAUAGACGAUUGAAUCCCGUGUAAACCCUUAAAUUAAAUUUUAAUACGGACCGCGUAGAAUAAUUGAUAAAAUUAUACCUUAAUCUAAUAUAACGUCGAAGGCAGUCAUGUUACAAAUUACAAUACAUUGUUAUGUACAAGAAAGCAUGUGAUCGCUUGUAAUUUUGAACUUUUUCUGCGCUCUGCAUCGCCUAUAAAUCAAAACCUCCUUUUGGCUAAAUAUAUCACAAAGAAAGAAAGAAAGAAAGAAGAGCAAUGAGGAGCUUGAGAUUGAGCAUAGCUGUUCUCGCUGCAGUUUUUGUUUGUCUCUCCAUUCUGCAAUCCACUAGAGUUGCAGCUUUUCCGCCUUCCGUAAAGUGUAUCAUUCCAUACGGUCAAUGUACACCUGCGGAUCCCCCCGGUGAAACAUGCAAUGAGAGAUGCCUGAAGUCGGAGAGAAUACAUACGGAAGGCGGCCAGUGCAUCACUAAUCCGGGGUAUUGUAUGUGCUGCUAUGAUUUCGGCGUUUAAAAAAGAAAGCAUGAUCAGAUUUCAAAAGAUAGAGAACGACGUCACUUUGUGUGAGUGUGUGUGGAGGUGUUGCAGUUUGAUACUUAAGUGUUUUGUAUUCUACUUUGUUAUACCUUUGAUUUGUGUUCUGUUUGUUUUAUGGUGAUCAAGUUUCAUAUAAUAAAGCUUUUUUUUAACACUGAAUUCAAUAAACUUUCAAAUGGAACCUCUAGUUCAGGACAUCUCAAACUCCAUUCUAUUUAUCACUCUAAAAUAGAACGUAGAGUAAAAAUAAUUCAAAGGUAUUCUAUUUUUCACUUUAUAAUAAUGUAAAAAUGAGUUUACUUAAGUUGUUUAUUUUUUGUUCACCACUCUAUUUUUCAAUCUAAAAUAGAGUACAAUUGAAGUAUAACUCAAUUAUAUUAUAGAAUUAUUCUAUUUUAGAGUGAAAAAUAGAGAAAACCAUUAGAAAUGGUCUUAGAAUAUUACUGACGGCUAAAUAGACUUAGAAGGAAGAUAGUGCAAAAUAAUAAAGAAUAAAAGGGAUUGAUGAAUAUUACUUUUCAUAUAAUAAAGCUGAUUACAGUGGUGGAUGUAAAAAAAACCUUGAAUUAAUUCUUUCUCUUUUGAGACGAUUUCCGGCUAAGUCAAUUGACUGGUAGUUGCCUUUUAUAAUUCUCCAAUAUUUUCCCUGAGAUCAGUGGAACCGAUUACCGGCCCUUUUGCCACGGUGGUUACUUUAGGAAAUUAUAUUUUAUUUCUUUUUUUGAGUCUAGCUUGACUCUUUGGUUCCCUCUUUUGUUUCAAAAAUAUUCUACUUUUCUCUUUUCCACCCUAAAUCGAAGCAACAAUUCCUUUUCUGAUGGAUUCUAAAAAAAUCUUGACUGAAUUUUGUCUUACUAAUGGGAAUUUGGCAUCAAUCACGCUAGACCUGCUCCCAAAGAAUUUUCACCACCACCGCUGCGUAGUCUGUUUCUUCUCUCCGGCAACAACUAACAUGGCGGAUGUUCUCCACAAAGCGAUAAGAGCUAUGUCAAUUGAGGAUGAAGAGGAACCUCUCACGCUACCAGACGAACCCCGAUUUCGCGUUUUUGAUGAGAAUGAGACAAGCCUUUUAGAGCGCUUGCUCAAUCCGGACUAUCAAUCCAUGUCUCGAAUGAUAGAGUAUAUGAUGACGGCGUGGAGAGUCUACGAUCGUUUUCAAGGGAUUGCGCUCUCAAGGGAUAGAUUUCAGUUUAUUUUCCAGAGGGAAGAGGACUUGCAGACUGUACUCAAAGACCGUCCUUGGUCUUACAAUCAUUGGACUAUAGCCCUUGAGAGAUGGACGGCUAACCCUCCUGAUGAUUUCUUGAAGACGAUGGAUCUAUGGAUCCGUAUAAGGCAUAUUCCGGUGAACCAUUUCACUAGUGAUACUAUGUAUCGCCUUGCUUCAGAGGUGGGCAAAGUUGAUGUCAUUGCCUACGACCCUAAGGUCUCUCAGACUAAGGAUUACAUCAGAGCUAAAGUGUGUUUCAACCUGGAGAACCCGGCCAAGGCAUCUAGGAAGAUGAACAUCAAAUCAGGGGGUACAGUGAUCACAGAAUUUGAGUAUGAGAAAAUUCACAAACGAUGUUUUCACUGUCUUCGCCUCACCCAUGAGAAGAUUCGAUGCCCUUUGCUUCGUCAGGGAAAUAUUAAAGAUAAGCAAGCUCAGGAUGUGCAACAAGGUAGCAACCAAGCCGCUCAAAUUGCGAAACCGUUGAUGAUAGCAGAGGGUCCUCCGGGGUUUCCUCCAUUGUUCCCUGAGCUAUCAAAACAGGAUCAAAAGAUGGCUAUGCUAUAUAUCUCCCAUGCUAAUGAAACUGAGCGCAGAGCCAGGAUUAAGAGAGUUAAGCAAGGGAUAGCAGAUAGCACUAUAGAGACCUCGAUACGCCUUACCAAAAUUACUAAUGAGUUGGAUAAGGGUAAAGGCCACGUAUUCUCUUAUCAAGAGGAAACAGCGCCAAUGAAAAAACAGAAACCCUUCCUGCUUGUUUCACGCUCAGAAGACUCCCCAGGCUUGCUUAAUGACGAUGAAGCAGACUCCUCAGCUACUAACACCUCCUUCGCUUCUGCUCCAACUUUGAUACCAACGGGUUUUCAGCUUGGCCCUUCUUCGGGGGGAGGGGGGGGUGGGGGGUGGGAGGGGGGGGCGAGUCACCGGGUCCCAAAGUGUAAGCAAAGCUCAAAGAAGAAGGCCUCCUUCAUGGAAAAGGAAAAUAGGAAGCAGACAUGCGUCUUCUCAUGGUAUGACUUCAUCUGUUCCCGCUCUUCCAGCACCUGCAACAAGAUGAAAAGGAAGUCAUCUCCUCCUCCCUCUUCCUAA